AUGGAAUUUGAUAAAGAAUUAGACUCUACUCUGAGGUUCAAGUCUUCGAAAAACAUACCGGUGGUGGCUUCUUUUGAGGAUAUGAAGCUGAAAGAUGACCUGCUGAGAGGUAUUUAUGAUUACGGGUUCGAAGAGCCAUCAGCCAUUCAGUCUAGAGCUAUCAAGCCAAUUAUUGCAGGCAGGGAUACCAUCGCGCAAGCUCAGUCGGGUACUGGUAAGACGGCCACUUUUGGAAUAGGUAUUUUACAAGUUUGUGAUACAAAGAGUAGGGAAACUCAGGCCAUCGUCCUGUCGCCUACCAGAGAACUGGCACUGCAAAUCCAAAAAGUGCUCAAAUCGCUGGGUAGUUUUAUGAACUUGCACUGUCAUGCGUGUAUUGGUGGUACCAGUGUUGGUGAGGAUAUGAAACAAUUUGGCAAGGGCCAACAGGUGGUGAGUGGGACGCCCGGUAGAGUGGUGGAUAUGAUCAAGAGAAGGACUCUUAAUACCAGAAACAUCAAGAUGUUGGUGCUAGACGAAGCUGACGAGUUACUCAACAAAGGAUUUCAGGAACAAAUAUACGAGGUUUACCGGUAUUUACCGCCAUCUACCCAAGUGGUAGUGGUGUCUGCCACGCUUCCCAACGAGGUGCUCUCCAUGACCAAGAAGUUCAUGAACGAUCCUGUCAAGAUCCUUGUGAAGAGAGAUGAUAUAACUCUCGAGGGAAUUUCGCAGUUCUACAUUGACGUGGAUAAGGAGGACUGGAAAUUCGACACAUUGUGCGACUUAUAUGACUCUAUGACCAUUUCGCAGGCAGUUAUCUUCUGCAAUACGAAGAAGAAGGUGGAUUGGCUUUGUGAAGCCAUGAGGAAGGCCAACUUCACGGUUGUAGCAAUGCACGGCGAUAUGAAGCAGGAGGAAAGAGACAAGAUCAUGCAAGAAUUCAGAUCUAGUCAGUCCCGAGUGCUGAUCUCGACCGAUGUGUGGGCACGUGGUAUUGAUGUCCAGCAAGUCUCUCUGGUCAUUAACUAUGACUUGCCGUACGACAGAGAGAUGUAUGUCCAUAGGAUAGGAAGGGCCGGCAGAUUUGGGAGAAAGGGUGUUUCCAUUAACUUCGUCACAAAAGAAGACAAGCCCGAACUUCAUGCACUCGAACGCUAUUACAGCGUGAAGAUCUCGGAGAUGCCUGCUGACAUCAACAAUCUUCUGUAA
This is a messenger RNA of Kuraishia capsulata CBS 1993, 1191 nucleotides long. RefSeq lists its product as uncharacterized. The transcript has a single exon. Gene Ontology annotation, cellular component: nucleolus; catalytic step 2 spliceosome. The record is from RefSeq and is a predicted model, not a curated record. NCBI's taxonomy places the organism in Eukaryota, Fungi, Ascomycota, Pichiomycetes, Pichiales, Pichiaceae. Bases 1 to 1191 code for a protein of 396 amino acids. Gene Ontology annotation, molecular function: RNA helicase activity; ATP binding; mRNA binding.